Molecule: messenger RNA, 801 nt
Organism: Ceraceosorus bombacis
Lineage: Eukaryota; Fungi; Basidiomycota; Exobasidiomycetes; Ceraceosorales; Ceraceosoraceae
Source: the annotation of a GenBank genome assembly
AUGCAUUUCAAGCAGGCCCUCGUUGCUGCUUCCGCGGCCGCUUUGGCAGCCAGUGCUGCCGUCUCUGCCGCUCCAGUGCCCUCAAACGAUGUUGUAGGACUGUCAGACCUGAAGGAAUAUCCAACGUUGGAGGCGCGCGUUGGCAAGACUCGGCCUACCUUUACGCCAGCAGGCGGCGCUGUUCCCACCACGCACGACCCGAACAACUUCAAGUUUGACGGCAAGAAGGGCAAAGAUGCAAAGGCUGCCGUGAGUCCAUUUGUCGGCUUCGAUCGAGUUUUGACGUCGUUGCCAGCCAGCCAUGCAGUCGCGAGUCGCGAUGCUCAAGCAUGCUGUCUCUUUUUCUGCAGGCCGAUGACAUUCAGCCCGCGCUGGACCAACAUGUUGCUGACCACUAUCCCAACGUGGCUUCCGCCCACGUGACCGACCGAGUGAGUUGGACGACGCUCAAUUCACUGAUUGAACUUAGUGUUGAUUGGAUGUUGAAGCGCUAGCACGAAGCUGAUCCCUUUCUUCUUUGCUGCUUUUCCCUUUUCCUUUCCUUUUCUCCGUCUCUAGUUCCACACAUCCCGCACCGACACCUCAUACCAUGCCACUGCUGAAAUGAAAGACAAGGAUGGAAACAUUGUGCACGAUACCAACCUGAACAACAGUCCGCCUUCCGAGGUGCACCACAUCUACCCUUUGGACCACCAGCAGGCUCAAAAGGACGGCAUCAUCCCUCUGGGUCCCAACCAGACCGUACCGCCCAAGAGACGCGGCGUCGACUCUUAUGACUGGCAAGUCUUGUACUACGCAUGA